Molecule: messenger RNA, 1098 nt
Organism: Hermetia illucens (black soldier fly)
Lineage: Eukaryota; Metazoa; Arthropoda; Insecta; Diptera; Stratiomyidae
Product: 1,5-anhydro-D-fructose reductase
Exons: 6
Coding region: 116-1069 (317 amino acids)
Cellular component (GO): cytosol
Molecular function (GO): aldose reductase (NADPH) activity
Source: RefSeq, a predicted model, not a curated record
UACCGCGCAAGAACUAUUGGAUGAUAUCCAAAAAUCUCUUUAGAACAAUAACAAAGAUAAAAGCUCAAUUAAUUGCUUUAGUUUUAUUCGCAAUUUGAAUUGAUAAGUACGAAAUAUGGUUCUAGCCGUAGUUCCAAAAGUUAAACUCAACGAUGGAUCCGAGAUGCCAGUCUUGGGACUAGGAACAUACUUGGCAAAGGACGAUGAGGUUCAGAAAGCUGUAAGCCAUGCUAUUGAUGUUGGGUAUCGUCAUAUAGACACCGCAUUGUAUUAUCGGAAUGAAGCCGAUAUCGGCGAGGUUAUUAGAGAGAAGAUAAAACAGGGGGUUGUAAAGCGGGAGGAUCUUUUCAUUGUGACGAAACUUUGGAACAGUUACCAUGACCCAGAAAGGGUUGAAUACGCAUGCCGUAAGUCAUUAGAAAAUUUAGGACUUGAUUACAUAGAUUUGUACCUUAUGCAUCAUCCAGUUGGAUAUAUUUAUGUAGACGAUAACAACUUACGACCCACGUACAGUGAUGAGAAACUCAUGCUAAACGAUGUGGACUAUUUAGACACAUACAAAGCCAUGGAGAAACUCGUCAAAAAGGGUUUAACCAAAAGUAUUGGCGUUUCGAAUUUCAAUAAGGAACAGCUCGAAAGGAUUAUACAGUUUUGCAAAAUACGACCAGUAACAAAUCAGGUAGAAUGCAAUCCUGGAAUAAACCAAAAGAAAUUAAUCAAAUACUGCAGAGAUCACGGAAUAACUGUGACUGCCUAUGCACCUUUGGGACGACCUAUUGCUAAAGAAAAAAUUCCAACAUUUCUAUUUGACGACAUAAUCCUUUCAAUUGCAAACAAACAUAAGAAAACACCGGCUCAAGUCAUUCUGCGAUAUCUGAUUGACAUAAACACGAUUCCAAUACCCAAAUCCACCAACCCGGAAAGGAUAGAAGAAAAUAUUAAGCUUUUUGAUUUCAAGUUGAACAAUGACGAAAUCGAACUUAUAGACAGCCUAAAUACGGGGAACAGAUUAUAUCAAUUCCCGCUGAUGCAGGAUCACAAGUAUUACCCUUUCAAGGCAGAAUAUUAAAAACAAAAUCUUCUUUGCGAUGGUCUUGC